CUUUCCCAGAGAGGACCAUGAGUCCCAGCCAGGGACUGCCUAUAAAAGCCAGGGUCAACCUUCUCUGUCAAAGGCUCUGUGGGGCUCCUUGACUCUGAUCGUGCAAGAAGAUGGCGAACACAAAAUCACAGAUGGAAAAACACUUAGACACCGUCAUCAACGUUUUCCAUCAAUACUCUGUCCGGCUGGGGCACCCAGACACCCUGAACAAGAAGGAAGUCAAACAGCUGGUGCAAAAAGAGCUGCCAAACUUCUUCAAGAAGGAGAAUAAGGAUGAAAAAGAAAUAAAUGAAAUCAUAGAAGACCUGGAUACAAACCAGGACAAAACGCUGGACUUCAAUGAGUUUGUGAUGCUGGUGGCAAGGCUGAUCCACGCCUCCCAUGAGGAGAUGCACAAGAACGCCCACGGGGAAGGCCACAGCCAUGGACCAGGCCUUGGAGACGGCAGUUGCCAGGGCUCUGGCCGUGGUCAAGCUCAUGGACAUGGCCAUGGUCAUGGUCAUGGCCAUGGCCACAGCCAUGGCCACUAAUCCAUGAGGCAGGCUACUCUGCACCUGCCCAACUAGAGCCAUAAGGAAUGUCAUGUCACACCACCUUGGCUGUGGGGAGUGAAGAUGAAAGGAAAUAAAGUCUUUCUCUAUACCAGU
Molecule: messenger RNA, 647 nt
Organism: Perognathus longimembris pacificus (Pacific pocket mouse)
Lineage: Eukaryota; Metazoa; Chordata; Mammalia; Rodentia; Heteromyidae
Product: protein S100-A9-like
Exons: 3
Coding region: 111-530 (139 amino acids)
Biological process (GO): antimicrobial humoral immune response mediated by antimicrobial peptide; regulation of integrin biosynthetic process; response to lipopolysaccharide
Cellular component (GO): cytoplasm; extracellular exosome; nucleus
Molecular function (GO): calcium ion binding
Source: RefSeq, a predicted model, not a curated record